AUGGCAAUGCUGAGGUUUACAAAAAAUCAACCUGAAACUCCCAAAACGGAUAAAGUGCAAGGAAAAAUCACAUUGAGGCCAAGCACAACGCGUGCGAGCUCAAGCAAAUAUAAAACUUUCAAUAUGAAUUCCCCAGCCCACAGCAAUUCAAAAAAUUCUAAGCCUUCUUUAUUCCUGAAUUCCAGCUUAAAACCUAAGAAAACUGCUUCAACUGACCAAACAGUCCAACCUAAAAUAAAAGUUAACCCAUUGAUGAAUCUUGGCAAAUCAAUCCACAACCCAUCAUUGAGCACCAAAGUAGAUGCGCAAAUUUCAAAUACAAACGCUUCUAUCCAUAAUGCAUCAGUCAGUACGAGUUCUGCUCAGAUAAAAACGAUAAAUUUCAUUACAAGACCAUUAUCUUCUAAAGAAGUUUCAUUAGCGAAAAAUAACAAUUCAGCUUCAUCUAAAUCACUUGAAAGAAGCCAGUCAAGCAAUAAUACUUCAAGAAAUGAAAAAACACUGUGGGAAACUAUUGAAUUGCCUGCAACCCCUGGGACUAUACUGAAACUUUUUAAAGAUAAAUUGACUGAGUAUGAGCAAGGAGAAAUUUUAAAGUAUACGAAUAUUUAUUAUAUCGGGCUAAACUCAAAAAAAGUUAAGCCAAACCCAAAAUCUCAUUUCAAUUAUGGCUAUGAUAAUGAAGGCGGAGAUUAUGAAAUAGUUAUGUGUGACCAUAUUGCUUAUAGAUAUGAAAUCAUUGAUAGAAUUGGAAAAGGCAGCUUUGGGCAGGUUUUAAAAGUGUAUGACCAUAAAAGGAAAAACCUCCUUGCACUAAAAAUAAUUAAAAGUAAAGCAAAAUUCCAAAAACAGGCGGAAGUUGAAAUAGAAGUGUUGAAGUUUUUAAGGAAAAAAGAUGAGAAAGAUAAAUAUAACGUUGUCCAUAUUGAAAGUUAUUUUACCUUUAGACAUCAUGCUGUAAUUUUUAUUUAGUGUAUGACUUUUGAGCUGCUCGGGAAUAAUCUUUAUGAAUUCCUAAAAUUAAACAAUUUCCAAGGAUUAUCUUUCUCCCUCAUCCGCCGGUUUGGGGUUCAGAUUCUUAAAGCUCUUAAGCUCCUAGAAAAAAACCAAAUUGUCCACUGUGAUUUAAAGCCAGAAAAUAUUUUAUUAAAAAAUUCGAAUAGGUCUAGUAUAAAAAUCAUUGACUUUGGUUCAUCUUGCUUUACUGAUAAGCAAUUAUAUACAUAUAUUCAAAGCAGAUUUUAUCGUGCGCCUGAAAUUAUACUAGGAAUUCCUUAUACUCCUGCAAUUGAUAUGUGGAGUUUUGGGUGUAUUUUAGUUGAACUUUAUAUAGGAAGACCAAUUUUCCCAGGCGAAAAUGAAGCUGAGCAGCUAUUAUUAAUGAUGGAAAUGCUAGGACUGCCUAGUGAAGAUUUACUUUUGAGAUCGACAAGGAAAAAACUGUUUUUCAGCUCAAAUAACGAGCCUAAGAUUGUUGCUAAUUCCAGAGGGAAAAAAAGAUAUCCAGGUACCAAAAAUAUUAGAGAAAUAUUGAGAGGGGCUGAUGCAGAAUUUAUUGAAUUGGUAUUAAGAUGCUUUGAAUGAGAUCCCAAUAAAAGAAUCACCGCAAAAGAAGCCUUGAAGCAUCAAUGGUUUACUGAUGAAAAUAAUUCGAUUAUUCCAAAGGUGAGCUCUGUAAAUAAAAUUACUCUUCUAAGAGGACAAACCACUAAUCACUUUAUUAAAAUGAGCAUGGAUGAACAAAUAAUUCAAAACCCAAGCUUUCAAAUUAAGCUCACUGCAAGAAAAAUUGGAAAGCAUUCAAAUUCGACAGUUGAAUCUUAA
Molecule: messenger RNA, 1824 nt
Organism: Blepharisma stoltei
Lineage: Eukaryota; Ciliophora; Heterotrichea; Heterotrichida; Blepharismidae
Source: the annotation of a GenBank genome assembly